Rhodofomes roseus is the source of this 658-nucleotide messenger RNA. RefSeq lists its product as uncharacterized. Gene Ontology annotation, cellular component: trans-Golgi network; endosome. The record is from RefSeq and is a predicted model, not a curated record. The coding region runs from base 62 to 586 and encodes 174 amino acids. The transcript has 7 exons. Gene Ontology annotation, biological process: retrograde transport, endosome to Golgi; phospholipid translocation. Lineage: Eukaryota; Fungi; Basidiomycota; Agaricomycetes; Polyporales; Fomitopsidaceae.
CGGGUAUUCGAGGUCGCACCGCCGCAGUCGCUCGUCCUCCAUCUCGACGACCACCUCGACCAUGAUCCCGGCAUGGAUGUCUACAGCGGCGUCGGUGGGCAUGGCCGUCGGCCCGCCGCUCGUGUACGCCGACCAAGCGUACUCUAUUGUCCGGAAGAAGGACUCUACUGGGUUCUCGCGUGAUGUCUGUGCUAUACUGUUGUUGGCGAACAUCACCCGGUGCUUCUUCUGGCUCGGGAGCCGCUUUGAGACCGCGUUGCUGCUGCAGUCAAUAUUCAUGAUAUUUGCCCAGCUGGCCCUGCUGUACAUCUGCAUAAAAUAUCGCCCUCAUACGAGCCCCGAAAACAUCGGUGCAUCCUCGCGCCCGUUCUCGUUCUGGCAGUGGCCGACGUACACGCAAUAUAUUGAGUUUUUGGCUGGGUUCAUACUAUGUCAAGCGAUCCUAUUCCUAAUCUUCGGUCGCUCCCAACCAUUCGUGUUCAUCUUGGGCAUGGUAGCGUUGGGUGUGGAGAGCACAUUGCCAAUACCUCAAAUGAUUAGCGCUCCUUGUAUGGGUUCAGACUGUCAACGCUGCUUGGCUGGGUAGGCGGAGACGCCUUCAAGACGGUGUAUUUCUUCCUACAAAAUUCACCACUGCAGUUCAAGAUAUGCUCCAUCU